CUUGUAAUUAAAAAAUGUCUGUGUUUAAUCAACUAAAAAAUAUAUUUCGCAAUAAUGAAAAGUCAGAAGAAAAGGUACAUAAAUUAGAGACUGUAUCUCGUAUUGUGCAAGAAGAUACAAUAGCAAAAUCAAGGUUACCAGAAUAUGAAGGAUUAGAAGAUUAUACGCUAAUAAAGAAACUGGGAGAAGGCGCUUUUUCAAUUGUAUAUAAAUCUUUGGAUAAGAAAUCAAGCCAAUACGUAGCAAUUAAGAUCAUACGAAAAUCAGAGUUAAAUCAAAUUCAGAAAGCAAGUGUCUUGAAAGAAGUGCAAAUCAUGCGUACUAUUAAUCAUUCUUCGAUUGUCAAAUUGUUAUUAUUUAAAGAAACCAAAGAACAUUACUUUUUAGUCUUGGAGUUAAUGGAAGGCGGUGAAAUAUUUCAUCAAAUCGUCCAGCUGACUUACUUUAGUGAAGAUUUAGCACGUCAUUGUAUUAAACAAGUAGCUGAAGGUAUUCGUUACUUGCAUGAGGAAAGAGGGGUUGUUCACAGAGAUAUUAAACCUGAGAACAUAUUGUUUCAAUCUAUACCAUUUAUGGAACGCAGAUUUAAGAACGAAGAUGAGCCUAAAGAGGAUGAGGGUGAAUUUGUACCUGGUCUAGGGGGCGGUGGUGUCGGCCAAGUCAAGAUUGCUGAUUUUGGUCUAUCCAAGAUUGUGUGGGAUAAGCAAACGAUGACGCCCUGUGGUACGGUUGGAUACACAGCUCCUGAAAUCGUUAGAGAUGAGCGUUAUUCAAAGUCAGUCGACAUGUGGGCCCUGGGCUGCGUUCUCUAUACCAUGCUCUGUGGGUUUCCGCCGUUCUAUGAUGAAAGCAUUGAUACCCUGACAGAAAAGGUUGCCAAGGGUCAAUAUACCUUUUUGAGUCCUUGGUGGGAUCAUAUAUCAGAUGAUGCCAAAGAUCUCGUCAAGCACUUAUUAGAAAUUAACCCUAAAAAGAGAUACACAAUUAAUCAGUUCCUAGCUCAUCCUUGGCUUCAUCGAUGGGUAAUAUACUCGCCUGAUUUAAUUGUCCCUCCUUCUACCACAACUUCACUUGCUACAGAAACCAUCUCGGUCACAUCUACACCAGCAAAAUCAAAACGAAAGGAGUUAUUUUUAUCUGGUCUUUCGUCGAUGAAGGAAGUCUUUGACGUGUCAUACGCGGUUCAUCGUAUAGGAGAAGAGCGUGCAUACAGAAGAGAAAAUAAACACAAGAGGUCAAAAUGGCAUACAUUUGGCUUACGGUCUCAUCAUAAUGACGAUGUGUCGGAUGAAUCGAAUACAGAAGAGGAUGAAAGUGCAGUAGAUCAAAUUGCGGAUAAACUAAAAUCUCAACAGUUGGAUGAGGGUGUUGGUAAACUAUCCAUCCAUAAGUCGUACCCCAAGCCUAUCAAAAAGGCGUUUGAUUUAAAUAUGAACAACUCCACUUUACUGGGAAGAAGGAGUAAGCAUGUAGCUAUACAGCAAUAGUCAUUUAGUUGUAAAUAAUAAUAAUAAUAAUAAAAAAACAGCUACAGUGUUUCCACCCUC
Molecule: messenger RNA, 1547 nt
Organism: Rhizopus microsporus ATCC 52813
Lineage: Eukaryota; Fungi; Mucoromycota; Mucoromycetes; Mucorales; Rhizopodaceae
Product: Pkinase-domain-containing protein
Exons: 7
Coding region: 15-1487 (490 amino acids)
Biological process (GO): protein phosphorylation
Molecular function (GO): protein kinase activity; ATP binding
Source: RefSeq, a predicted model, not a curated record